CUUUUGGAGCUGGUCCUAAACAUGCAGUGGAUGCAGACGGAGGGACCCAUGUGCAAAUUGCUGGGCAGAGUAGAGCAGCCGGAGUUAACCAAGGAUGGGGACCUCAUCAUCGGGGGAAUCUUUUCCUUUCGCACUGGGCAGGAUGGUGCCAUCGAAACCUUUCAAUCAGCACCAACACCUCGGCCAUGCAAACAUUUAAAUUUCAGAGAAUUCAAAUUUGCUCAUACAAUGAUCUUUGCAAUAGAGGAAAUAAACCAAAACACUGAAAUCCUCCCACAUAUGUCCCUGGGAUACAAGAUCUACAAUGAUUGUGGUAGCAUGGACAUUCUGAGAGCUGCAAUGACUCUGGCUAAUGGGCUCGAUGAUAUGAUGACCACAAGCAGCUGUUCUCAGCCAGACACGGUCCAAGCUAUCCUAGGACACUCUGGAUCCACACCAACUAUGGGAUUUGCAAGAAUUAUUGGAAGGUUUAAAAUACCGGUGAUCAGCCACUUUGCAACAUGUGCAUGUUUGAGCAACAGAAAAGAGUUCCCCUCAUUCUUCAGAACUAUUCCCAGUGACUAUUACCAGAGCAGAGCACUGGCACAGCUGGUGAAGCACUUUGGCUGGACCUGGGUUGGGGCCAUACGCAGUGGCAAUGACUAUGGCAACAACGGGAUGGCAACCUUUGUGCAGGCAGCCCAGGAGGAGGGAGUAUGUGUGGAGUACUCUGUGGCCUUUCUAAAAUCAGGGCCUCGCCAUGCGCUGCUCAGAGUCGUCGAUGUUAUAAAACAUUCCACCUCAAAGGUGAUCAUGGCCUUCAUGACACACAGAGAGAUCAAGGUGCUGGUGGAAGAGCUGCACCGACAGAACAUUACAGACCUGCAGUGGAUCGGCAGUGAUGCCUGGAUCACAGACAACUCACUCACUGACAGCGAGGGCUACAGGGCUCUUAUUGGAGCCUUGGGCUUUGUGGUCAGCAGGGCACAGAUCCCUGGGCUGGGGCAGUUUCUACAGGAGGUUCAUCCGUCUCAAUUUCCACACAGCACAUUCCUCAGGGAAUUCUGGGAAAAUGUGUUCAACUGCACUUUGACUCCACAGAGCUUGACUGAGAGAAGGAGACUCUGCAGUGGCUCUGAGCAUUUGAGAGAUGUGGAGACCCAGUUCACAGAUGUUUCAGAACUGAGGUUCACUAACAAUGUGUAUAAGGCUGUGUAUGCAGUGGCCCAUGCGCUGCACAACCUGAUCACAUGUGAGCAUAGCCAAGGUCCCUUUCCUAAUAACAGCUGUGCAAGUGGCAACAGCAUAAAGCCAUGGCAGGUUUUACAUUAUCUGCACAAAGUGAAUUUCACAACUAAUGCAGGGGAGACAGUGUAUUUCGACAGCAAUGGAGAUUCACCAGCCAGAUAUGAGCUUAUAAAUUUACAAAGUGCUAAAGACAGGACCAUGGAGAUUGCUACAAUCGGUUACUACGAUGCUUCACUGCCUAAAGGGAACCAGUUCACAAUGAACAAUGUCAGCAUUGUUUGGGGAGGCGGCAGCAAAAUGAUUCCUGUAUCAGUGUGCAGUGAGAGCUGUCCCCCAGGCACCCGGAAGGCUGUGCAGAGAGGAAGGCCAGUCUGCUGCUAUGACUGUGUGCCCUGUGCUGAGGGAGAAAUCAGCAAUGCUACAGAUUCUAUUGAUUGUGUGAAGUGUCCAUUUGAAUACUGGUCAAACCAAAGAGGAGAUGCCUGCAUUUUAAAGGAAAUCGAAUUUUUAUCUUUUGGAGAAGUUAUGGGAAUACUGUUAGUUUUAUUUUCUUUGAUUGGAGUCCUUUUUACUACAGUGACAGUGCUGAUUUUCUACUGGAACAGGAAAACUCCCAUUGUUAGAGCCAACAACUCAGAGCUGAGCUUCCUGCUGCUCUUUUCAUUGAAACUGUGUUUCCUUUGCUCUCUUACCUUCAUCGGCCGGCCCUCUGAGUGGUCCUGUAUGCUGCGCCACACUGCGUUUGGGAUCACCUUUGUCCUCUGCAUCUCUUGUGUUCUGGGAAAAACAAUAGUGGUGUUAAUGGCCUUCAGAGCUACACUUCCAGGAAGUAAUGUUAUGAAGUGGUUUGGGCCUCUCCAGCAGAGACUGAGUGUUCUUGCUUUCACUCUCAUACAGGUCCUUAUUUGUGUACUUUGGUUAACAAUAUCCCCUCCUUUCCCCAACAAGAACAUGAAGCACUACAAAGAAAGGAUCAUUCUAGAAUGUGAUGUAGGAUCAGCAGUGGGGUUCUGGGCUGUCCUGGGUUAUAUUGGGCUCCUCUCUCUAUUGUGUUUUGUUUUAGCUUUUCUGGCUCGUAAGCUGCCUGACAAUUUCAAUGAAGCCAAAUUCAUCACAUUUAGCAUGCUCAUAUUCUGUGCAGUCUGGAUCACCUUUAUACCAGCUUAUGUCAGCUCACCUGGAAAGUUCACUGUAGCUGUGGAAAUAUUUGCUAUUUUAGCUUCCAGUUUUGGACUGCUCGUCUGUAUCUUCAUACCUAAAUGCUACCUCAUAUUAUUUAAACCAGAUAAGAACACCAAAAAACAUGUAAUGGGAAAAACUUCUAAUUAA
Molecule: messenger RNA, 2556 nt
Organism: Conger conger (European conger)
Lineage: Eukaryota; Metazoa; Chordata; Actinopteri; Anguilliformes; Congridae
Product: extracellular calcium-sensing receptor-like
Exons: 6
Coding region: 22-2556 (844 amino acids)
Biological process (GO): G protein-coupled receptor signaling pathway
Cellular component (GO): membrane
Molecular function (GO): G protein-coupled receptor activity
Source: RefSeq, a predicted model, not a curated record